AGCUGUUGCUUACUUCGUAUCUACCCGCUGUUCUCUCUCUAUCGCCUGACACAACCGCACACUACCAUGCGAUUCCUUCAGGUUCUCUCGGUUUAUGGGAUAGUAGCAGCGGUGGCGGCAACGGCUCAUCACGAUGAAGCAUUGCCACGCCGCGGCAGCCGGACGAGAAGCAACCCUCAUAUCCAGGCGGAGGUCGCAGCACAUUCAAGACCAGCACGGGCAUCAUCAUCGAGAACAGCAACAAAAGGAGGACAAGAAACACCUCCACUGCUGUCAUAUUUCCGGGGCAGACGCGCUGCAGCAAAAUCAAGCGUAGCAGCAUCAGUGCCAGCAGCACUGGCUGGGUCGGUAUCACACGAGCAAUCGAGGGCACUUCGCGUCUCAGGAGGGAACUUAGAACUCGACGAGAUGAGGGAGAGAGAGGAGCAGAAGAGAGUGAGGAGCGUCUUGCUCUACUACCCUAACCUCAUAGGCUACGCGAGGGUGGCGCUGGUGUUGGCGAGCUACUACCUUGCAGAGACCAACUGGAAGGCAAGCUCAUGCUUCUACCUGGUCGCGUUUGCGGGUGAUGUGGUCGACGGUCACGUUGCAAGAAAGUUCAAGCAAGCCUCUCGGUUCGGCGCGGUGCUGGACAUGGUGACGGACCGCUGCUCGACGGCAGGGCUGCUCCUGGUGCUGUCCCGGCUAUACGACCGCCGCCACGCCUUCGCGUUUCUCGUGCUCAUUGUCGUCGAAAAGCAUCACAAAUCGACGGCUACCCUCAAGCGGAGGAACAUCUUGAUCCGCACGUAUUACGACAACCUCCCGUUCUUUGCCUUCUGCUGCAUCGGGGCCGAGCUGUUCUACGUGCUGCUGUACCUGCUGCACUUCGUCUCGGAAGAGAGCCGUGCCUUCACCCCGUUGCGCACGUCCUGCUUCUGGCUGUGCCUCCCGGCGUGUGUGCUGAAGCAGUUCGUCAACAUCGCGCAGAUUUUCUCGGCAGCGAGUUGUCUCGCUCUCGAGGAGCUGGAUCAGAAAGAACGCUAAGUCGACUGAGAUGAUAGCCGGGG
Ectocarpus sp. CCAP 1310/34 is the source of this 1049-nucleotide messenger RNA. Lineage: Eukaryota; Phaeophyceae; Ectocarpales; Ectocarpaceae. The record is from the annotation of a GenBank genome assembly.